UUUCUCCUCUUCCCGGCGAGACGACGAUGAAGCUUGCGCUGGCUCUGCUCUUCCUCAUUUUCAUCCAAGAAACCACCGGAGCAUCAACCUCCUACGACUGCAUCAAGGGUAAGGACUUCCUCCAUCAUGGCGACCUCUCCAACAGCGCAAUUGACACCAUCGACGAGUGCAAAGCCGCAUGCACGUCGGACGACAUGUGCAACGCGCUUGCGUUCACCAAAAAUCGGUGCUACUUGAAGGUUGUUGCUCAAGACGACGUUCUUACCAAGGUUGUCCAUAAGAAGGACGUCGUCACAUGCGUUCUGUCAGGUCGGCAAAGCUCCAAGGAGAAACACAUCAGGAGAGGUCGAUUUCAUUAAUGCCCGAAUUCUUCAACUUCCAUCGUCUUUGAUGACUACUUUUUCCGU
Molecule: messenger RNA, 407 nt
Organism: Aphanomyces invadans
Lineage: Eukaryota; Oomycota; Saprolegniomycetes; Saprolegniales; Verrucalvaceae
Exons: 1
Coding region: 27-359 (110 amino acids)
Source: RefSeq, a predicted model, not a curated record